This is a messenger RNA of Prorocentrum cordatum, 302 nucleotides long. The record is from the annotation of a GenBank genome assembly. NCBI's taxonomy places the organism in Eukaryota, Dinophyceae, Prorocentrales, Prorocentraceae.
GUCUCAACAUGGCCUACGUGGCGUGCGGGCGGUUGGACGCCGGGUUCGAGAUGGGCUCUUGGGAGCUGAACCACGGGCCGAAGAUUUGGGAUUUUGCUGCCGGCAAGCUGCUAGUUGAGGAGGCGGGGGGCAUAACGCGCGACGUCGCCGGUCCGCUGCCGGCGGAGGCGCCGCUGGAUCUGCUGGGGCGCAGUUUCUUCGCGGCGUCCUCGCGGUGCCUCGCCGCAGAAGUGAUGGAUGCGAUUGUCGAGGGGCAAGAGCGUAGCGCUGAAGGGCUUGGUGAGACGCGGCGGGAACUAUGA